Messenger RNA from Ectocarpus siliculosus, 1389 nucleotides. The record is from the annotation of a GenBank genome assembly. Lineage: Eukaryota; Phaeophyceae; Ectocarpales; Ectocarpaceae.
UUGUACCACAAACAAGCCCGCGAGAGAUCACGGACGAAUCUGCUGUACCAGGAAUCGGAUCCAAUCGUCUGUAACAGAACAAGCGGGCUCGUCCUUUGGAGCAAGCGUGCACGCUGAGGAGGAGACAACAGCGGCACAACUCACCUCACGCUAUCACCCAUCACCCGGCCCAGAGAGCGAAACCCCGCUGUCCCACCAAUAACAGUUUUUCCAACCGCGUCCUCGCCCGCCUUUCUUCACAACCAAUAACACACGAAGUUGUAAGAAAGGCCUCCGAAGACAUGAAGCGCGACCGCGACGGCAGUCAGCACCAGCACCACUAUGAGUAUCGGCAGCAGUGGCCACAGCAGCAGUACCAACAGCAUCAACAUCAGCAGGAGGAAGAGAUCCCCCCCCCUCCACCACCUAGGAACCGACCGCAGCAGGAGAUCCCCCCUCCCCCACCGCCUAGAACCCGGCCUUCGUCAGCGUCAAAGAAUGGCCAUGUCGCAGAAGUCUCGAACGGGUCGUCUAACCAUCCUCCAGCUUCUUUCGCUUCUGCUACAGCCGCCGUGGGGACUGCGUCAAGAAUGAACGACGCCGGCGACAGGGGCGGGGCGAACGUCUUCACCGCAUCAAGUUCUUCCGCGAGGGCCCCAUCAUCAUCAUCGACCGCAACCUCCUCUGCUAUGAAGAGACCGAAGCUCGGCUACGAACAUCCAGACAACUGGCGAGCAACGGCCGACGAAGUGCUUGUGAAAGCAGGGCUAGAAAGAGUUGGCAAGGAGGAAAGAUCGAGGGCUGGAGACGAGGAAGGUUCGUCCACGCGCAGGGGCAAUGAUAAGGAAAAGCAGCAGCAGCCGGGCGCGACAAAAGUGGUGGCAGCGGCCCGGUCAAAGAGGCGAUUUGCUGUCGUUUGUUCCGCCAAUUUCAACCGCAGCAUGAUGGCCCAUAAACUUCUUAAGGAACAUAACUUUCAGGUUGAAUCCUACGGUACUGGCAGGGAAGUGAGGCUACCAGGCAAGGACAUCGCCAGCCCAGAAGUGUUUCCUUUCGGAACGCCCUACCGGGAUAUCUUCGACAAGCUGAAGGCCAAAGACGAAGCGCUUUUUAGCCAGAACAACCUGCUGCCCCUGGUGGCCCGUAACGCAAUGGUGAAAGCCGCCCCGCAGCGGUUUCAAGAAAUCGAGGGCCCGGACAUGGCGGAUUUCGACGUGGUGCUAUGCUUCGAAACGAGGGUUUUUUACUUGGUCGUGGAAGGUACAUGUUCUCCCGAAACUUAGAAAGUUUACAGUUGCGAACGUUAUUUGGGGGUAUGUACCAAUGCCGUUGUGAAACAGAUAGGCGAAAAGAUAGUUGGUGUGAGGACAGAAGGGCUGAUGCAUGGGCUUCAUUGCCGAGUUUCGUCAC